CAUAACAUUUGCACGACGCUCGCAGGAUGUCCGGUCAAUGGUCUGACGAGACUCCUUACAAGCAGGUACUUCUGGAACUGCAGGCAGAGCCGGGGAACAAACGAUGCAUGGACUGCGGCGCACCCGCACCCCAAUGGGCAAGCGUCACUUACGGAAUCUUUGUUUGUCUCGAGUGCUCCGGCGUUCAUCGAUCUUUGGGCGUUCAUGUCUCCUUUGUGAGGUCAAUUCAGAUGGACAAAUGGAAGGAUCUCGAGCUCGCGCGGAUGAAGAAUGGCGGCAAUGUCAAUGCCAAGGCUUUCUUCGAAACAUAUGACGAAUAUCGGGAAGACAUGAGCAUUCCGGAGAAGUACAAUUCUGCCUUUGCCGAGGACUACAAGGAAAAGCUGCUGGCGGUGUGCGAGGGACGAGAAUGGGUAAAACCUGAAGGUCCACGUCUCAAGAGGGCUGCGGAACCGGUUCGUUCUACGAAGCAAUCUUCUUACCACUCUGGAGGUGGCGCCGUUCCUCAGAAAACAGAAAAUGAAGCAUACUUUUCCACCCUUGGUUCAGCAAACGCUUGCAGGCCCGAGAGUCUACCACCCAGCCAAGGAGGCAAGUACACUGGUUUCGGCGGCGGCAUGGCCCCGGCGUUGACACAGGAUGAGGCUGCCAUCCCAUCAUUGGAUGACUUUCAGCAGGACCCGGUGAAGGCGUUGAAGUCCGGCUGGGGUUGGUUCUCGAAGAAAGCUGUGGACAGUGCCAAGACCGUCAACUCGACAUACAUUCAACCUGGAAUGGAAAAACUGGCCGACCCCGAGUUCGCGAAGGAUACUAGACAAACGGUACUUAACCUGGCUCAACGUGCCCAAGAAACGGGGAAACAAGGUUUUGGUCAGCUCAACACUUCGUUCAACAGGAUUGUGGAAGCUCCGAGUUCGCACGACACGGCAAGCUACAGCAGACUGGACACGUCAAGCAAUGGGCGGAAUAGUAGCCCUUCAUAUGGUGCUGCAAGCGGAGGCCAGCAUACGCGAAAGGCGAGUAACGAUUGGGGUGAAGAAUGGUGA
Messenger RNA from Saitoella complicata NRRL Y-17804, 1046 nucleotides. Its product is annotated as ArfGap-domain-containing protein. Gene Ontology annotation, biological process: regulation of endocytosis; regulation of ARF protein signal transduction. Gene Ontology annotation, cellular component: Golgi membrane. NCBI's taxonomy places the organism in Eukaryota, Fungi, Ascomycota, Saitoellomycetes, Saitoellales, Saitoellaceae. The record is from RefSeq and is a predicted model, not a curated record. The transcript has 5 exons. The coding region runs from base 27 to 1046 and encodes 339 amino acids. Gene Ontology annotation, molecular function: GTPase activator activity.